AUGAGCAAGAAAAAGGGACUUUCGGCUGAAGAAAAGGUCGAAAAAGUGGCAGGGUGGUUCGAAUCCCAUCCCGAGCCCUAUACCCUCAAGGAGUUGCAAUCGCUCAUCCCCAAAUCCACCGGAGUGAUCUACCAAAGCAUCGAGGAGUGCGUGGAGAUCCUCGUCGCGGAGAACCGACUCCAUCAGGAGAAGAUUGGGGUGCAGACGUUGGUGUGGAAAUUCCCACUCACGGAGCUGCAAAAGCAACACGCCCUCGCGAUGGAGUUGAAAACCGUCAAAAAUUCGAAAACCCCGGCCGCACGGCUCGCCACGAUGAGCGUAGCCGCCCUUCAGGCGCGGCGUCGGAUCCUGGGGGAGAAUUUAACGCGUCUGAACGCGGCGAUUCUUCAACGGCAAGGCGAGGUGGGAUCACCCACGGAAUCAAAAUCGGAAAUGCAGCAACUCGAAACCCUCACACGGCGGCGAGCGCGGCUUCGAACGGAGCUUCAGCAGCUCGCGGCGUUCGAUCCCGGGGUGAUGGAUAAACUUCACGCCGCGAUCACGAUCGCCGUGGAGGCGGCGAACCGCUGGACGGAGAACUUCUUCCUCCUCGAGAAUUACAUCACGAGUCGGAUGGGGCAAAGCUCGAAAGAGUUGCGUGCGUUGUUAUGCAUUCCGAGCGAGUUCGAUUACAUCGACGAUGGUGUUCUUUCGCGGGAGAAAUCCCCGGCAAUGGAUGCGAAGAAGACGCAUCCUUCGUCGCCAGGGGUGCAAUUAUGCGCGGCCUCGGCGUUACUCCUUCCAGGUGGACGCAGUCGUGAUUCGGAGGAUCACCCCCUUUCAACGGCGGCAAACACGAAACCAAGCGAGUGUGAUCGGGCAACAUCAAAUCAAAAUUCGUGUAGCAACCCCCUUCCGCCGUCUGAAAUCGUAAACCCCCCGAAAGAAGCCAACGAAACGACGGAGCAUAAAGAGGUGGAGGUGGAGGUUGUAAUGGACUCGAGCACUCAAAGCCUUGAAAAGGAAAACGAUUUAACGGGAAGCUCGUCGAGUGGGGGGACGAAACCCUCGCCGCCGUUACGCAACACGGCAAAGAACACCAACGGGAAGGGGAGAAAUCCACCGAAAGAGCCCGCUUCGGCCGCGUUGCGAAGCUCACCGGAGCGCAACGGCGCCGCCGUGAAAAGCAAAGGAAAGGAAACGAAGGAGGAACUCCCCAAAGAAGCGGGUAAUUCACGAGCGAAAACUCCUUUGCCGGUUAACGGAGGCAAACGAGCGAGCUCGAGUCGCGCGGGGGAAGAAAAAAAAACGAUAAAAGUACCGCGUGUGGAGGUUCAACAACCCAAUAAACAUGAUAAAAAGAAAUAA
This is a messenger RNA of Phytomonas sp. EM1, 1347 nucleotides long. The record is from the annotation of a GenBank genome assembly. NCBI's taxonomy places the organism in Eukaryota, Euglenozoa, Kinetoplastea, Trypanosomatida, Trypanosomatidae.